Messenger RNA from Larimichthys crocea (large yellow croaker), 3655 nucleotides. It is a transcript of the gene mdm4, whose product is annotated as MDM4 regulator of p53. The record is from RefSeq and is a predicted model, not a curated record. The coding region runs from base 222 to 1712 and encodes 496 amino acids. Gene Ontology annotation, biological process: negative regulation of apoptotic process; protein ubiquitination; regulation of cell cycle. Gene Ontology annotation, cellular component: nucleus. NCBI's taxonomy places the organism in Eukaryota, Metazoa, Chordata, Actinopteri, Sciaenidae. Gene Ontology annotation, molecular function: ubiquitin-protein transferase activity. The transcript has 11 exons.
GUGGCAGCUGCGCAUCCGGAAGACGUCGUCAGUCGUUUUGAAUCUGUAGUUCAGUUGGCCGCCUACACUUGUCAGUGAUCGAGUUAGUUUCGAAACAAAUUAAUUAAACCGUGCGUGUAUUUAUACAAUGUCGGCUGUGUGUUAAGGGCACACGCGGCGUGCGUGCAACAAUGUAGCGGCUGUGAAGUAAUGUCAACUCAUCGCGACUUUGUUCGUUUACUAUGAGCUCCCUAUCAGCCCAGCCUCCGGCAUCAUGCUCGUCAUGCAGGACACUACCUGGAGAGGGAAAUCAGGUACAACCAAAAGCCCCUCUCCUGCAGAUUCUGCGUGUCGCCGGAGCCCAAGAAGAGGUCUUCACGCUCAAAGAGGUGAUGCACUACUUGGGUCAGUACAUCAUGGGGAGGCAACUGUAUGACAAACAGAGGCAGCACAUAGUCCACUGCCAGGAUGACCCUUUGGGAGAGCUGCUGGAGGUGGAGAGCUUCUCUGUCAAAAACCCGAGCCCGGUGUAUGAAAUGCUCAAGAAAUACUUAGUUGUGCUCGGUUGUUCUGACGCUGCAGAGAAUCUUUCUGUGGGCCGUGAAUGUGUAGAGGGCGGAGUGGAGGAUCGUGGUCAGAUGUGCGGAGGUGUGGUGAAAGCAGGGCUGGAGGCAGUUAGUAAUGGGCCUCUCCUGCAAACCCCCUCCCAGAGACGACCUCGGGAGCCAGACGAUGACUCCCUUGAAGGCCUGCCACGGUCAGCCUGCAAACGGCCCAAACUGGAUGUUACCCUGGACGAGUGGGACCUCUCUGGCCUGCCCUGGUGGUUUCUGGGUAAUCUCCGUAGUAACUACAGCCGCAGGAGCAAUGGCUCUACCGACAUCCACACAAACCAACUGUCUCCUGCACAGGAGGAGGACACGGCGAUCGUGUCGGACACCACCGACGACCUCUGGUUCCUCACCGAGGGCGAGAGCGAGCAGGUGAGCGUCGAGAUGAAGGAGGCAGCGCUGGAAGAAUGGAGUGGAGGAGAAGGGGAAACUCCACCCGAGGAUGACGAUGGAGGCGGGAAGGAGGAGAAAGCGGAUCGAGAGAUGCAGGAGGAGCCGGACGAAGACUCGCAGUGUCUGAGUGAUGACACUGAUACGGAGAUCUCCACGCAGGAUGCGUGGCAGUGCACCGAGUGCAGGAAGUAUAACACGCCUCUCCAGAGGUACUGUGUUCGCUGCUGGGCUUUACGUAAGAACUGGUACAAAGACGUCCCCCGACUCGCCCAUUCCCUUUCCGUUCCCGACAUCCCGGCAUGCAGCUCUCUCACCACCCACGACGAGGAAGACGACAGCGACACAGGCAUCGAUGUCCCAGACUGCAGCAGGACGGUGUCUGAUCCUGUCAUCCUGCCCUCCUGCUCCACAGCUGACCGACCGCUGCCCACUAUGUCUAUGGUGCGAGGCAAGGGCCCGUGGCCCUCCAGCUGCCACAAGGAUGAGCAGCUCUCAGAAGGAGAGAGUCAGGAAAAUCUGGGCAUGGAGGUAGAAGAAGUUAGGCCUGAGGCUCUUUUGGAGCCUUGCAAGCUCUGUCGAGUGCGACCGCGUAACGGAAAUAUAAUACACGGACGUACGGCUCACCUGCUAACCUGUUUCCCAUGUGCGAGGAGGUUACACAAGUUCCAGGCUCCUUGUCCAGGGUGUGGGAAGAUCAUUCAAAAAGUUAUUAAGAUAUUUAUCCUCUAAAGAAAGCACACACACACACUCGUAGUCACACAUCAGUCAGGCUCUGGAGACCUGAACUACAAAUAAUACACAGCUGCAUGCACUCUGGUACACACUUGCUGCUCGUAGAAACACAAAAAGCGCGCACCUUACCUUUAAAACCUUCACAGAUACACACAAAGUAUAGCACUUGGUAAAGCUUGCUUUCGGUUGCAUGGUUUGUUUUCGCGUCACACUGCCCUAGAAGUAUUGUUAAAAUGAAACGCAGGACUUUGUCAUGCCGAGUGUUCGUUUUGGUCCGUAGGGAGCUCACAUUUAAAUAAGGGACACAAAGGCAGAAGUAUUUAUUUAUUUAUUAGGAGGUCACACGAGAGAGCAGAUUGUGUGAGCUUUAAUUUCAUGAAGGCUUGUUUUUUUCUUUUUUUUUUCAGGCUGUGCUUUCUCGUUAGUUUUUUUUGCAUCUGUUCAACGUGCCAUUUAAAAAAAAAACAAAACAAGUACUGCUCGCCUCAGUUCUGUUCGAACUCUGUUCUCGACAAAAAUAGGAAAGUCAAAGCAGGUAUGUGACUACAAGGACGUUUCUUUUCAAGCAUCUUCGAGGCCUUUUCGUUCUCCUUUCGCCCCCAUUGUGGCUCUGAGAUUUGAAUUAUGAAGAGAGGAUUGAAGAAAAAAAACAGGAAAGAGUCUUAAAAUCGUCAUUUUGUUGUCGGCCGCUGCAGCUCCAUCAAAGUAUCCCCCCCCUCUAAGCUCUUUAUAAAACGUGUUCUCUCAGCAUAAGUGAAUGUACUGUAAAAUACACACGUGGUGGCCUGAGUCCUGUUUUCUCUCAACAUAGUAUUUUAAAAAAAACAUAGAAUUGAAUUUAACUUGCUUGAGAAUGCACAGCUGAAGUAUUUACUGUAAUUUCCUCUCGGGGGGGUUAGUAAAUUUGAUAUUAAUAUGCAUUGAAUAUUUACAAUUGCCAAGCCUCUUUGACAGUUAUGCCUGCAGUAACCUGUGUCAUAAAAGUUGUUGGUAAAAGUUUAAAUGUUAUCGUUCAGAACAGGGUACUUUACACCCCUUUCUUUGAACGUAAGUGAAACAAUUUCUGUAUAUUUUGUAUUUAAUUUAUUUAUAAAUCAGUUUUAAUUGUUUAAAGAUGGUUCACCUCUUAAUGAAGCAGAAAAAGCCGCAUUUGUUACUAGAUAUAAUGUUACCAAACGUUUCCUCCGUGGGAACGUUUGCGCUCUACUUACUUUGGAGGUUUGAUUAAGCGUUACACUGCCAUGUAAUGACUCUGAACUUUAAUUUGUAUAUUAUUGAUUUUAUUUAGAUGUUUCUGCGUUAUUUGAUGAUUGUGUUGCCGGAGCAAGUAGAUGCUAUUUACUUUGAGUGAGUGUGUGUGUGUGAGAGUGUGUGUGUGUGUGUGUGAGAGCUGUCUACAAAUACAGUAUGCUCUACAAUGCUCAGAUGUCCAGUGACGGUAAGCAUUUAACUCUUUAACUAACCAGGCUCUGUUUAGCGUAGAAGGAAUAUCGCUAUAGUUCUUUUGAAAAUGCUCUUUACUUGCGCUUAAUCUUUCUGCCAGCAGGUGGGGAGAAGUCUCAAUAUUGUGUCUGGUGCCCACAGAAGCUGUACAGUACCAGCAAUAACAUGUAAUGCGUAUAUAGAGCAUGCCUCCUGUUGUGACUAGCGCCAGCACUGAGCUGGUGUCUGAGCUAUAUUAGCUAUAUAAAACCUAUGAAAGAUUAAUGUAGCCUGUUGUACUUAUUACCGCCAUUGUGAAUCCAGAAACAACAACUCCCUCUAAAUGCAGACCUCAAAAAGACGCCGUAAUAAAUAAACUAUUAAUGCUGGCUCAGAUUGACACUUAAUUGUUGCAAUUAUUGACAGACCAAUGUACUUAAACAUGGUACAGCUAAUAUAGUUGUGUUUUUUUUUCUACUUGUCAUGGAAUAAAACAAGUUGUUUUCUAAAGCAAUAAA